UUGUGGUGUCUUCCAGUAGUGAUAGGAACUUGUAGACAGCAGUACCACACCAGGCACCACCAUGACACAGCGGUACCUGGCUGCUCUGGACUAUGCCGAUUACAAUGCCAGACAAAUUCUUCGUAAACAUGCAAAGAAGCGCCCUCUUGGAGAGAUUGAACUUCGACAUCGAUAUACUCCAGCACAGCCCGUUUUAUCCUGUCGGACUGUCAAUAUUGACGUCAGCGGAACACGGACGUACCGACCAAAAUCCACCACAGACAUAAUACAGGAACAGCAUCGACUCAUUCAUUCACUGUACACUAAAAGAUCUGUUGCAUCAGCACCCCCACGACGGAACCUUCCAGCUCAAAACAGCGGUAGAAAAGUCCAGAGGAUAAAUAUUCAGGUAACUGGCCAGCCAUUGUCAGCUCAGUCCCAGAAUCAACUUCCACUCAGAAAAAAGUCAAUCACAAAAAAGCCCAAACCCAAUGGCAGGGCUAAGAGUGCUCCCUCUUACAAAGUUGUGCGAUGGAGUGAUGACCAUGACUUACUGAUGACAAGUCGAUCGACAAAGGCCUUAACAUCUGAAAUCCACCAACAAUGGCAGCCAGAGAACCAUGACCUCAGCUCUGGUGUCUUUGUCCGGGGACAGAGUAAAGCAGAGGCCCCAAACAGUCUUGAUACAUGGCUAACAUUUGGGGGUUCAGCAAUUGCUGGAGAAACUCCUGGGGGCAUAAUUGAUGCCUUUGCACAAUUCAAGGAUAGCGGAGAGUUUUACAGUGUGGAGGGGGGAGUGGGAAGUAGAAUUGCACAACAGCUGCAGAAAGGGGACCGUGUCAGGAUAGGAAUUAAUGGACGUCCCCAGACUCAUCAUCUGAGACUCAAACAGAGAUGUCUAAGUGAAGAAGUAAUUGAAGAAGAACCACAGACUCAAAUGGAUAGAAGGCCAGUUGUCCCAUUGUGUUGGAAUGACCAAAUAAAUCAACCUACUGCAAAAGUUAUAUCUCCUCGAUCACGGAACAAUGAUCAACCUAGACCUAGUCUUUGUGAAACUCAUCCUGUUAUAUUUAGUCAUCCAGAAGAAAACAAAACACGUCCUAAGCUCGCCUCUCCCUCUCAUGAGGGUUACAAAGUCCGACAACGACCUAAAUCAGGACCAGGUCUGGAUGGCCAUGAUCAGCAAAAUAAAAUUGUAGUUCUAUCCAUUGAUCCCAGUGACGAUGAGGACCGCCUCCAAUCUCUGACCGUGGAUGAUGUGCUCAAACAUUCCAUCAGUGCCAAAAACAUUUCUAAACAGGAGGUUUCCAAAAAGGAGUCCCCCACAGAAAACAGUGAUUCUCCUCCAUUGGAUUCUGUGUCGGAACCUGAUGACAUUGAUCGGAGUCAGAGUAAGACUAGUGGGGCUGAAUCUCAUGUAAGCAGUAAUAGUGAACCGUCAAAGACUCCCAAAUUCAAAGCUGUUACCCCCUCUUUUACAGUGCAGCCCUAUGCAGUUGCUGACCUUUCGGUAGGGCCACCUUCCGGUUCAUAUGUAAGAUCUCAAAGUGAAUUAAGUGCUAGAUCUGUUGCCUCUAGUCGUGCAGGAAGUGACAGGUCUCUGAGUAGGAACAGUGAUAGAGCUAGUGCAAAACACAUGUACAAACCUGGCUCCAGUAAGCCAAUCAGGGUCAGCAGUCCGGCCUCAUUCGCUGUGUAUGGAACAAAAGGAGAAACAGAAUUCAUUCAGAUUUCCACACAGAUUAGGAAUCCUAAUCCAAGAGAAAACUCUGUAAGCAAGAACUCAGAUGGAUUCAUUACACAGACAGCUAGCGAGGAGGCCAUACGUCAGGUUACUAAGCAGAAUAAGGCUGAGGAGAGGACCACGCCCAGAGUCACCCCUGCCCCAGCAUCCUCCCCGGAACCCUCAGAACAGCUUUCCUCCACUGCUACUCAGGUGGCAAUUAAUAUACCUACAGCAGAAGACUUUUCUGAUCGGGACUCCAUGAUGACAUCUCCCUGGCCUACCAAUCGUCAUGACAACAAAGAUGUGGAGAGAAUAACAACUCUGAUGGAAGAUACUGCAGUGGAACGUGAAACUUCUCAGAAAUCAGUCAAGUUCAAAGUUGAUAAAUAAACUUCAAUGUAGACUGCAAUGUAGACUCUGAUCUUGGCUGAUUUGGGACAUAUUAGACUUGAUAUCAAACUUGAAAUCAUUUGAAAGAUAUUCAUACAAUAAUAUUUUAAGUGAAAGUCUUUUUGCUCACAAAUCAGAAUUUGUCUCCCUUGAGGAGUGCAUUGUACUUUCUCUACAUUAAUUUUUUGGAAUAUAUGUAUUUUUUAAAGAUGUAAUUCUGUAUUUUUUAUUUAUAAAUACAUGUAUCUAUGCAGAAAAGUAACAUUUAAUUAUCUUCCUUUGUGUGUGUUGUGAAGUCUAAAUAAUCAGGGAUAAAUGUUGUGGAACUGUUCCGUUAGGUGUUUAAAAGUUAUUUGAGCUGUCCCAGAACAACAUGUCACUUAGUUUAAAUUGCAUCUGUUCAUCCUCAGCUUGAGUGGGUUCAUCCAAGUCAGCAAGCUUCAUCAAAUUUGCAUUCACUGGUGUUCAACAGUUAUGUAAGAGGUAUAACAAAACAUUCAUUGACUGGGUUGUUGGGCAGAAUGUGUUUUGCCAAAUCUUCAAAUCAAACUGCUGCCUUUAAUGCCAUUCAAUAAGUGUAUAGUAUUAGAGUUUAUUUCUCACAAGGUUCUACAUCUACUUAGAAACUAAAAUAAUCAAAAAUAAAAGCAGUAGUUAUAAUGUUUAAUUGUGUACUGAUUUCUUUAGUUACCAUUUGCCAGAACUGUUUCUGUGUUAUAAAGAUCACAAUAAAUUUCAUUCCUUUGAAGAAAAAAAACUUUAAAAUUCAUGUAAACUAUUCAUGGGUAAUGUUUAAUCAACUCAUAAUGUAAAGGAUCUGUGGAGAUUUGGGGAGUACAAUAUUGAAAAGGACAAUGGAGUAGAGUUUCAACGUUAUCACAGAUACUCCCAUAUUUUUGUUUUGGAUACUUAAUUUAUAUGAUAAAGACCAAGAAAUAUAUUUAUAUUUCCAUUUAUGGUUAUAUUGUUUCUCUUGUAUUCUCCUCAAUAAUCUGGUGCCAAAUAAUUACCAUCUCACAGAUAUAAUCAUAGUAUAUAUGUUCCUCAUUUCAUCAAUGCAUGUCCUGGAAGUCCUCCUAGAUAGAGAUUUUGUGAUAUGUGACUUUUUUUGAUCAUAUAUCUAAAACAUGUUUCCAAUUUUAUAUUUUUUAUACAUUUUGUGAAACUAAUUGAAUUAAUAUUACUUGAAUAUUAUGCAUGCUCUGCUAGCAAUUUUGAAAAAACUAGUAGAAUUUCGCUGUUUCAUCUCUGUAUUUGGGUGAUUUUUGUUUUUUGUUCUGUAUGAGGCUCUUUGUAAUGUUUGUACUUUGAUCAUAAUUAUUUCAAAGAAGCAUUUUUCCUUGUGAAUUUUUCAUUUUUCAUGAAAUAA
Messenger RNA from Saccostrea echinata, 3464 nucleotides. RefSeq lists its product as uncharacterized. Bases 62 to 2095 code for a protein of 677 amino acids. The record is from RefSeq and is a predicted model, not a curated record. The transcript is spliced from 8 exons. NCBI's taxonomy places the organism in Eukaryota, Metazoa, Mollusca, Bivalvia, Ostreida, Ostreidae.